Messenger RNA from Equus caballus (horse), 3329 nucleotides. RefSeq names its product UDP-glucuronosyltransferase 2C1. Gene Ontology annotation, molecular function: glucuronosyltransferase activity. NCBI's taxonomy places the organism in Eukaryota, Metazoa, Chordata, Mammalia, Perissodactyla, Equidae. The record is from RefSeq and is a predicted model, not a curated record.
AUGAAGACUGUGGAAGGUUUCUGUGUCCUUUUCAUGCUGCAUCUGUGUUUCCUCCUCUCUGGAAGGACUGAGAAAGUACUUGUAUGGCCCAUGGAUUUUAGUCAUUGGAUUAAUUUGAAAGUUAUUCUGGAAGAGCUCCAUCUUCGUGGGCACGAAAUAACCCUCCUAGUACCCUCAUUUAGCCUUAUGAUGGAUCAUACCAAGAUUCCCUUUAAUGUAGAGGUCCUUCAAGUUUCAGUAAGUAAAGAAACUUUCAUGGAAGGGUUCAAUACCUUUCUCUACACAGCAAGUUUUGAACUGCCAAAACUUUCAUGGUGGGACAAGCAAGUAAAACUGACGGAAAUGUUCAAGAGAUUUUUAAGGACACAAAAAAGCGUAUGUGAUGCUGUUAUCACAAAUAAGGAGUUACUCAGCAGGCUGCAGGUAGCUAAGUUUGAUAUCUGUGUUGCUGAUCCUUUAAGCUUUUGUGGGGAGCUGUUGGCUGAGCUUCUCAAUAUUCCAUUUAUAUACUCUUUUCGGUUUUCUGAGGGGAAUGCCAUUGAAAGACUGUGUGGUGGGCUUCCCACCCCUUCUUCCUAUGUUCCUGGAAGCACAACAGGACUGACAGACAACAUGACUUUUGUACAGAGGCUGGAGAAUUGGUUAUUGCGCGUAAUGAGUGAUGUGAUGUACUUAUAUUAUCUGUUUCCAGAAUGGGAUGAGUAUUAUAGCAAGGUUUUAGGAAAACCUACCACAAUAUGUGAGACUAUGGGGAAAGCUGAAAUGUGGUUGAUUCGAACUUCCUGGGAUUUUGAAUUUCCUUACCCUUAUUUACCUCACUUUGAAUUUGUUGGAGGACUACACUGCAAGCCUGCAAAGCCCCUCCCGAAGGAGUUAGAAGAGUUUGUCCAGAGCUCCGGAAAAGAUGGAGUUGUGGUAUUUACUCUGGGUUCAAUGAUCCAAAACCUCACAGAAGAAAAGUCUAACAUGAUUGCAUCAGCCCUUGCCCAGAUUCCACAGAAGGUUCUGUGGAGAUACAGAAGAAAGAAACCAGAUACAUUAGGACCCAAUACACGGCUAUAUGACUGGAUUCCACAGAAUGAUCUUCUCGGUCAUCCCAAAACUAGAGCAUUUAUUGCUCACUGCGGAACGAAUGGAAUCUAUGAAGCUAUUUACCAUGGGAUCCCUGUGGUGGGAAUUCCAAUAUUUGGUGAUCAGUUUGGAAAUAUUGCUCGUUUGAAGGCCAAAGGGGCAGCUGUUGAAGUAGACUUGCAAGCAAUGACCAGUUCUGAUCUACUUAACGCUUUGAAGGAAGUUAUUAACAACCCAUCCUAUAAAGAGAAUGCUAUGAGGUUAUCAAGAAUUCACCAUGAUCAGCCCAUGAAGCCCCUGGAUCGAGCAGUCUUCUGGAUCGAGUUUGUCAUGCGCCACAAAGGAGCCAAACACCUGCGGCCAGCCUCCUACGAUCUCACCUGGUACCAGUACCGUUCUUUGGAUGUGAUUGGGUUCCUGCUAGCCUGUGUGGCAACUAUUAUGUUUCUGGUCACAAAAUGUUGCCUGUUCUGUUGCUGGAAGUUUGGGAAGACAGGAAAGAAGAAAAAGAGAAUGUAGUUUUCUUUGAGUUUGUCUGGAAAUCUUGAUAGGGCCCAUCCAAGUUAAUCGAGACACUGAGUUAAACAGAUUCCUCUCCUACUCUUCCAAGCUCUUGUCCAUUCCUCAGCUUAUCAAGUCAGAGAUUAAAGACUCUUCCAAGGAGUUGGCCUCAUGAUUUAGAAUUAAGGUUUAGGUAAUCUAGUCUUUAAAAAGAGAAGAUAAACAUAUAAACGCAUGGAAGUUGCUACUAUUGAAAUCUUAGUGCUUUACUUUAUUCACUUGUUUCAGUUCAACAUAUUGAGAUGCUGUUUGAGGCCUUAGGAACAUAAUGAUUAAUUCUGUAUUCAGUAUCCAUCAUAUGGAACAUUUUCUAAAUAUUUAACAUCAUUUUGGUUCCCAUAUGUUAUAAUUACUGCACAUUCUCUAAAGCAACUAGACAAGAAGCAGGAUAGAGGAAGCUGUAACAAGAGCCUCCCUUCCAAUUAGAAAUAUCAGGAGACUUCUAUGGUUUCUACUCUUCUGUGAAGCAUGUUUAUACCAUCAGUUUCAUUUCAUAUGACACCUCUGACUUUGUCCUCCUUGGACUUCAAAACACUAUUUUUUAUCUUUGAUAUGCAGGUUGUCUUGAUUUGGAUAUUAAUCAUAGUAGUACCUGAUUUGUAUUGUAACACUUUGUGGCUUCAGAGAACUGGUUGAUUUUUACAAGGUAGCAGGAUUGAUGGUAUGGUAGAGCAAAAGUAAAUGAUUGGAAUUUAAUACUUAACCUUUUACCUAAUUUAAAUUUUCUUAAAAAUUCUUUCCUACACUAAUUUUACCUAUCUAUAUUUGGAAAGAAGAGACAAAAGUACUUAGCUACACUUCAGAUACUUUGGGGUAAAAUGCAUUCUCAGAAAUGCUAUUUGCUGUGGGAGUGAUCUCUCCAUUUAACAAGAAACUCAAUGAGUUACCCCAUUUCUUCUUCUUCCUUUCCUCCAUCACUUCACCUGGGCCUCUCGUAAACUGUACCAUGACGACUAUACCAGGCACAAGUACUUAGGAUCCUUUAUACCUAGCGUUGUCCAGAAAUCUUCAGUCAACUUGAAGACAUAAGUCGAAUUUUAAUAGAAGUAAGGCUUUCUCUUCCUGUCUUUUCUAAACACAUUCUCUUGCAAUAUAUUUGGCAAUUCUUUGUCCUUAAGUUCAAGGAAUUAUUCAAUAUGUGGUAACAUUGUCUAUUGAGCAAGUUUAGUAAAUGAUUUACCACAGAGUUUGAUAUUUAUAACCCAAGCUUGAGAGACCUAAAAUUAUGGCUCUGUGUUAGAAUAAUACAAAUAACUAGGGGCGUAUCUGUAUUUUGCUGUAAUAGUGACACAAAUACGAGGAAGGUAACCAAUUAAUUCUUAGGUGAGAAAUUAACUUUAAAGAAACAUAGGAGAAAAAAGAUAUUUUCCCAAUUUUAUAAGGUUUUGAAAUAACUGAAUAAUUAUAAUGAUUUCAGGUGUAGAAUUUAAAAAAAUGUAAACACAAACGCUGCUUGGUUUAAGAGCCAGUUAAUGUAACCACAGCAAUAAUUUAUAAUGGUGCUGAAUUAUUUAUUCUGGCAAUAAGAUGAUGCUCUUUCCUAUCAUAGUCUUUAAAAUCAUAGUUUAAUCUUUGAUCAUUUUACGUCGAAGUCAAGAUAUCCUUUCACUUUUUUAUUAUUGUAAGAUUAUGUAACUUAAGUAGAUAAGGUAAACUCAAGAUUUGAAAGUUUGUUAGCAAUUUCUGAGUUUAUUCAA